Molecule: messenger RNA, 3639 nt
Organism: Oryza brachyantha (malo sina)
Lineage: Eukaryota; Viridiplantae; Streptophyta; Magnoliopsida; Poales; Poaceae
Product: endo-1,4-beta-xylanase 1-like
Exons: 9
Coding region: 276-3572 (1098 amino acids)
Biological process (GO): carbohydrate metabolic process
Molecular function (GO): hydrolase activity, hydrolyzing O-glycosyl compounds
Source: RefSeq, a predicted model, not a curated record
GGGCGCGCGGACGGACAGGACAGCGCCGUCUGUGCUGUCCUUGUAUAGCUGUAUACUUCCCUUCUUCCUCAAGCCGUCUUCUCCACUGUCGCCACCGCCUCUGGAUGCCGGUAGUUGGGGGAGGGGGGUAAACUGCCGCUGUCUCACGCGCCUUUCUUCUCUCUUCCUUUCCUUGGUCUUCUUGGCUGCCGGCCGAGCGAGCCCAGUAGUCCACCCACCGGCAGGUUUCCUGCCUCCUCCGCCGCUGCCCGAGACCGUGCGGGAUUUGAGACGAGAUGAGGCGCUGUGGGUGCCUCUCCUCCUUGUGCCGCACUCGGCGGGGUGGCCGCGCGGCGACCCCGCUCCCGCAGCCCGACCCACCGCGUCUCGAGCCCAAGGAAGUAGAGGACCACGGCGCUUCUGAUAAAGUUGUCAUGGAGAACAUUCUGUCAAACAAUGAUUUUUCUGAAGGUCUACAUUUGUGGCAUCCUAAUGGUUGCCAUGGAUUUGUGGCUGUUGAAGGAUCAGGUUACCAUCAUGGAAUAAGGCCUCAUUCAGGGUCAAAUUAUGCUGUGCUUACUCAUCGUGCACAUAAUUGGCAAGGGCUCGAGCAGGACAUAACAGAAAAUGUCACUAUUGGUACUGAGUACAUUGUUGCUGCUCAUGUCAGAGUUCAUGGUGAACUCAAUGAGCCUGUUGAAAUUAAGGCCACUCUAAAACUUGAGGGCGAGGGUUCUUCUAAAAACUAUCAAUCAGUUGCAAGGAUUUUAGCCCCCAAAGACUGUUGGGAGAAGUUGGAAGGUUCAUUUGAACUAACAACCCUACCAAGACAUUUGGUAUUCUACAUCGAAGGUCCCCCUCCUGGUGUAGACUUGCUCAUAGAUUCAGUCACCAUCUCCUACAAGAAAACAGAGAGGGCAGCAUCCACACAGGUUAACGGAACAGAAAACAUCAUUCGAAACUAUGAUUUUUCUGAUGGCCUUCAUUCGUGGCAUCCUAUUUGCUGCCAUGCAUACGUGGCAUCUCAAUGGUCUGGUUUUCUUGAUGGUAUUAGAGGGAACUCAGGAGAGAAUUAUGCUGUAGUUUCAAAGAGAACUGAAAGCUGGCAAGGUCUUGAACAAGAUAUCACAGAUAAAGUAUCUGCUGGUACUGCUUAUGCAGUUUCGGCCUAUGUUAGAGUUGAUGGGAAUAUCCAUGCGAAAGCUGAAGUCAAAGCAACCUUGAGAUUGCAUAAUCCAGAUGAUUCAACACACUACAAUUCUGUUGGAAGUGUGUUAGCUUCAAAAGAAAAGUGGGAGAAGAUGGAAGGCUCUUUUUGUUUGGCAAAUAUGCCAAAACGUGUGGUAUUCUACUUGGAAGGACCACCUGCUGGCGUGGACCUUAUAAUUGAUUCUGUAAAUAUAGCUUGCUCUGGAUACCAACAGUUAAAAGAAAUAACAGUACCGAGUGGAAUUGAUACCAUUAUUAAGAAUCCUCACUUUGAAGAAGGAUUAAACAAUUGGUCUGGAAGAGGAUGCAAUAUCUGUAGGCAUGAGGUCAAUGCUUAUGGGAAUGUUCGGGCUUUAAGUGGCAGCUAUUUUGCUUCAGCCACUGGACGGGUCCACAAUUGGAAUGGCAUCCAGCAAGACAUCACUGGCAGGGUACAGAGAAAAGUUCUUUAUGAGAUAAGUUCUGCUGUCCGCAUAUUUGGGAGUGCUAAUGAUACUGAAAUUCGCAUUACUUUGUGGGUACAAGAAUAUGGCCGUGAACGAUAUGUAAGCCUUGCAAAAAAUCAGGCAUCAGAUAAGCAGUGGACACAUCUGAAAGGGAAGUUAUUCCUUCAUGCUCCAUUUUCCAAAGCGGUCGUUUUUAUAGAGGGGCCACCUGCAGGCAUUGACAUUCUUGUAGAUGGCCUUGUCCUGUCUCCAGCAAGAAAACUCCAUGCUGCACCCCGCCCAAAAGUUGAGAAUGUUACGUAUGGAGCUAAUGUAAUACAUAACAGUGCUUUCACUCAUGGGCUUUCUGGGUGGAGUCCUAUGGGGUCAUGUCGAUUGAGUGUCCACACUGAAUCACCCCAUAUGCUAUCUUCCAUCUUGAAUGACCCUUUACAGCAACAUAUAAAAGGUCGUUAUAUCCAUGCCACAAAUCGCACAGAUGUGUGGAUGGGUCCUUCUCAGGUGAUAACUGACAGGCUUAGGCUGCACACCACUUACAGAGUUUCUGCUUGGGUACGUGCUGGGUCUGGAGGACAUGGACGUUACCAUGUAAAUGUUUGUCUUGCUGUAGAUCAUCAGUGGGUUAAUGGUGGGCAAGUGGAAGCUGAUAGUGAUCAAUGGUAUGAAAUCAAAGGAGCAUUCAAGCUCGAAAAGCAGCCAUCAAAAGUCACCGCAUAUGUUCAGGGGCCUCCUCCAGGUGUUGAUCUUAGAGUCAUGGGGUUCCAAAUUUAUGCUGUUGAUAGAAAAGCACGCUUUGAAUAUCUGAAGGAGAAAACAGACAAGGUAAGGAAGCGUGAAAUCAUUCUGAAGUUUCAGGGAUCAAAUGCUGCAAAUAUUAUUGGUUCACCUAUCAGGAUACAACAGACUGAGAACAGUUUUCCAUUUGGGUCAUGCAUAGGGAGAAGUAACAUUGAGAACGAGGAUCUUGCUGAUUUCUUUGUGAAGAACUUCAAUUGGGCUGUAUUUGAAAAUGAACUGAAGUGGUACUGGACAGAGGCUGAACAAGGGAGGCUAAAUUAUAAAGAUUCUGAUGAGUUGCUUGAAUUUUGCCGGAAACAUAACAUUCAAGUUCGUGGUCACUGCUUAUUUUGGGAAGUGGAAGAUGCAGUCCAAGGAUGGCUUCGAUCGUUGCAUGGUCACCACCUGAUGGCUGCUAUACAAAAUCGUCUGCAAAGCCUGUUGUCAAGGUACAAAGGUCAGUUUAAACAUCAUGAUGUAAACAAUGAGAUGCUUCAUGGGUCUUUCUACCAAGAUAGACUGGGAAGGGAUAUUAGAGCUCACAUGUUCAGGGAAGCACAUAAACUUGACCCCUCAGCAGUCCUCUUUGUAAACGACUACAACGUCGAAGAUAGAUGCGACUCAAAAUCCACCCCAGAAAAGUUCAUUGAGCAGAUCGUUGAUCUCCAAGAAAGGGGUGCUCCAGUUGGUGGGAUUGGCUUGCAAGGCCACAUCACUCACCCAGUUGGAGACAUCAUAUGUGAUUCCCUGGACAAGCUCUCCAUACUGGGUCUCCCUAUUUGGAUCACUGAAUUGGAUGUCACGGCAGAGAAUGAGCACAUCCGAGCUGAUGAUCUAGAGGUGUACCUUCGCGAAGCAUUUGCACAUCCUUCCGUGGAGGGGAUUAUUCUUUGGGGAUUCUGGGAGCUGUUCAUGUUCCGUGAACAUGCUCACCUGGUUGAUGUUGAUGGAGCGAUCAAUGAGGCUGGCAAAAGGUACCUUGCUCUGAAGCAGGAGUGGUUAACCAACAUUACUGGCCACGUGGAUCACCAAGGAGAGUUGAAGUUCAGAGGCUAUCAUGGGUCAUACACUGUAGAAGUAGCGACGCCUUCGGGGAAGGUAACUAGAUCAUUUGUUGUUCACAAGGAGAACGCGGUUCAGGUGGUUACUUUGGACAUUUAGCUUGUAGUAGAUCACAUGGUGUGUUUCUACGCUCUUUGGAUGCUGAGAGUAUGCUGUUUGCUUCCAA